Sinocyclocheilus grahami is the source of this 1306-nucleotide messenger RNA. RefSeq names its product conserved oligomeric Golgi complex subunit 3-like. Gene Ontology annotation, biological process: intracellular protein transport; intra-Golgi vesicle-mediated transport; Golgi organization. The coding region runs from base 20 to 1222 and encodes 400 amino acids. NCBI's taxonomy places the organism in Eukaryota, Metazoa, Chordata, Actinopteri, Cypriniformes, Cyprinidae. Gene Ontology annotation, cellular component: cis-Golgi network; membrane; COG complex. The record is from RefSeq and is a predicted model, not a curated record. The transcript is spliced from 11 exons.
UCCGUUAAGGUGUCGUCGGAUGUUGUUGUCCGUGAUGGCGUCGCCCGCAGAGCAGCGUCUCCCGGAGCUCACUGAUCAGGAAACUCGGGAGAAAGUGUCGCAUUGGGACCGUCGCGCGGAUCCGACGGCGCCGUUAACGGACACACAGACGGAGUCGGUCCUCGAGAUCCGCGCAGCCGCAGAAGCGGCGCUUCUUCCCGCUGAGCUGCCCAUCGAGGACAUCUGCAGCCUGACGUCUCGCUCUCUGCGCUCGGCGUUCACCGCGACUCUGCCCGAGUCCACAGAGGAGGUGCUCCUGCAAGGCUUUCAGACGCUGGAGCUGGAGAACCACAGGAUCCAGACGGCUCAGCAGUUUUUCUCCUGGUUCUCAAAGCUGCAGGUUCAGAUGGAUCAGGACGAAGCCUCUAAGUACAGGAGGACUCGAGAUGCUCUGCAGGGCUAUCAGGAGCAGUGCGACGCCAUACUGAGCGACGUGAACGCUGCGCUGGAGCAUUUGCAGUCUCUGCAGAAGCAGUACCUCUUUGUGUCCACAAAAACAGGAACGCUUCAUGAGGCCUGUGAGCAACUGCUGAAGGAGCAGUCAGAGCUGGUGGAUCUGGCUGAGAGCAUUCAAGAGAAACUCUCAUAUUUUAAUGCACUGGAAAACAUAAACUCGAAACUGAACUCCCCGACGCUAUCGGUGAACAGCGAGGGAUUCAUCCCGAUGCUUUCCAAAUUAGACGAAUGCGUAGAAUACGUUUUAUCACAUCCACAUUUUAAAGACUACCCAGUCUAUCUGACCAAAUUCAAGCAGUGUCUUUCCAAAGCCAUGCUCCUCAUCAAGAGCCACACGGUCAGCACCCUGCAGAACCUCACGGCUCAGCUGAGCAAAAGGGACCUGCUGGGCGCUCCGAACGCAGACAACGCCUUCACGCUCUACUACGUGAAGUUCAGAGCAGCGGCUCCCAAAGUUCAGAGGCUCAUUGAACAAGUUGAACAGCGGUCUGACAAAUUCCCAGAGUAUCAGCAGCUGCUGGAUGAGAUUCAUCAGUGUUAUCUGGAGCAGAGGGAAGUUCUGCUCAGUCCCUGUAUAAACGCCACCAUCACAGAUCUCACCAGCCAGAACAACAAGGAUCACUGCGCUCUGGUGCGCAGCGGCUGUGCGUUUAUGGUCCAUGUGUGUCAAGAUGAACACCAGCUUUACAGCGAGUUCUUCUCCAAACCCUCGUCCAAACUGGAGUGAGUAAAGAGACUCGUUUCAGAUGAAAGCAAUCGUUCACACAAGCAUGAAAACUCUCAGCAUGCACGGUCGUGUUGCUGUGACCCG